AUGGGGCUCCUUGUAGAUGGAGACCUGGCUGUAUUCACUGACACGCCGCACAAUGCCCAAAUCUGGGACCUUGGGCUAACGGAGAUGCUUGACUGGCGACUGAAGCUAUGUAUGUACGGGUAUGUCCCGAACAGCGCCUCCGGCUCAAGUUGUCGGUCGACGUGCCCGGAGUGGGAGUCCACGUUUACCAGACGUUCCCAGUACAAGUCCCAAUUCCCCAUUCGUCCAUUAAAAGCAAUCCUAUCCCCCGUCCAAUUCGCGGCUGGGCCACCUGGAGAGCUGGUCUUCUUAAUUACGACUCACAUCCUCUUCGUCUUUCCCAAUUCCUCCUACUCCUCCUCUUCUCUUCACUUCCACAACCCAUCUCCGAUUACUCCUACAUUUCUAGGACAUCUCCCCUCUCAGUUGCAUACGCAUAAAGCAAACACAACGAGGACAGGAUUCAAGCGAACCACCCAUUGGGACGUCGACUUGUUUUCUCUGCUGCCGCUACCCGCUUUGCAGCAACGCCUAUCUAGGACAACACGCGACUCGACGCUUGACUUGUGGAGAGUUGCGCCAGUUCCGACCCCAGCUUGCGCGCGACCUCCCAUCAUUACUGCACGAGCAGGACUGCUUCUCUUACGACGAGGACGGCAAAGAAGGACGAUUGUCGCACGAUUCUCACAGCUUAGCAGCGCCAGCGGAUCUCUCGAAGCUCGACAGAACCUCUACAAGCCUGCACAAACACACACACACAUAAACCACCCCGCCGCCACAAUGACCGAUGCCGCAGAGCCACAAAAGGCCCCCGUGGUCGCCGAGGCCCACCUCGUUGAUACCUUCCUCCCUCGCGCCAAACAGCACCGAACGUCUGCGUCUGCGUCCUCACCCCUUCAACCGCAUUUACACGGUUCUCUGGGCGAGCGCAACGCAAAGCCUGACUGCUCUCGCUUCGACCAAAUGGUUUUAUUUGCAUUGCGCCGCCGAUUUGCAGAAGCCAGAUUCCAGACCCAGACACCCAAGAGUCAGACCCAGUUCCAUGGCCUGUUGCCGUCCGAAAGUCGCGUGAGGGGCACUGGAGAUUGCCCAUGGUGGCUGCAGGGGGUCGUGGUUACUGUGGUCAACCCUAUGGAUCCCCAUCAAGUACUUUGUACUUUCCAUGGGAGGAAGAAGGAGGGGCAGCGCAAUUCGGAGCUACUGAUUGGACAUUUUGGGCUAACAAUUCUGUCUCCUUCCCGCAGAGCACCCCAGCAAGCCCCACUUGAGCACUCCCCCUUCCUCUCCCCUGCUGCAGGUCUCGAGGACUACCAAAAGUUGUACAAGGAAUCCAUCACCGACCCAAAGGCCUUCUGGGGCACCAAAGCCCGCGAGCUCCUGUCUUGGUUCAGCGAUUUCCAGACCGUCUACUCCGGUUCCCUGGCCGGUGGUGAUAGCGCUUGGUUUGUUGAGGGCCAGCUCAACGCCUGCUACAACUGUGUCGACCGUCACGCCUUCAAGGACCCCAACCGCGUUGCCAUCAUCUACGAGGCCGACGAGCCUGGCGAAGGCCGCAAUGUCACCUAUGGCGAGCUGCUCCGCGAGGUCUCACGCACCGCCUGGGUUCUGAAGCAGAUGGGCGUGCGCAAGGGAGACACCGUUGCCAUCUACCUGCCCAUGAUUCCCGAGGCCAUCAUUGCUCUCCUCGCUUGCGUCCGUAUCGGCGCCGUCCACUCCGUCGUCUUUGCCGGUUUCUCCGCCGACUCUCUCCGUGAUCGUGUCAUUGACGGCAACUCAAAGGUCGUCAUCACCACUGAUGAGGGUAAGCGUGGUGGCAAGUUGAUCGGCACGAAGAAGAUUGUCGACGAUGCCUUGAAGCAGUGCCCCGAUGUGUCCCACGUCCUCGUCUACAAGCGCACCGGCGCCGAUGUGCCCAUGACAAAGGGCCGUGACUGGUGGUGGCACGAAGAGGUUGAGAAGUGGCCUUCUUACUUCCCCCCUGAGCGCGUCAACUCCGAGGACCCCCUUUUCCUUCUCUACACCUCCGGUUCCACCGGUAAGCCCAAGGGUGUUAUGCACACUACUGGUGGCUACCUCGUCGGUGCCGCCGCCACGGGCAAGUACGUCUUUGACAUCCACGAUGGUGACCGUUACUUCUGCGGUGGUGAUGUCGGUUGGAUUACCGGACACACCUACGUCGUAUACGCCCCUCUGCUGCUCGGUGUGAGCACCGUCGUCUUCGAGGGCACACCCGCCUACCCCAACUUCUCGAGAUAUUGGGAUAUCAUCGCGAACCACCAAGUCACCCAGUUCUACGUCGCCCCUACCGCUCUGCGGUUACUCAAGCGGGCCGGUGACCAGCAUGUCAAGGGCGACAUGAAGCACCUCAGAGUGCUCGGCUCCGUCGGUGAGCCCAUCGCCGCCGAGGUCUGGAAGUGGUACUUUGAGGUUGUCGGCAAGGAGGAGGCCCACAUUGUAGACACGUACUGGCAGACCGAGACGGGCUCCAACGUCAUCACUCCCCUGGCCGGUGUCACGCCGACCAAGCCCGGUAGUGCUUCGUUGCCCUUCUUCGGCAUCGAGCCCUCCAUCAUCGACCCCGUUUCCGGCGAAGAGAUUCACGGCAACGAUGUCGAGGGUGUGUUGGCCUUCAAGCAGGCAUGGCCCAGUAUGGCCCGCACCGUCUGGGGCGCUCACAAGCGCUACAUGGACACGUACCUGAAUGUUUACCCAGGCUACUACUUCACCGGUGACGGUGCCGGCCGUGACCACGAGGGCUUCUACUGGAUCCGCGGCCGCGUCGACGACGUCGUCAACGUCUCUGGCCACCGCCUGUCGACCGCCGAGAUCGAGGCCGCGCUCAUCGAGCACCACUCCAUCGCUGAGGCCGCCGUCGUCGGCGUCGCGGACGAGCUCACCGGCCAGGCCGUCAACGCCUUCGUCGCCCUCAAGGACGGCAACGAGGCCUCGGACGCGCUGCGCAAGGAGUUCAUCAUGCAGGUGCGCAAGAGCAUCGGACCGUUUGCCGCACCAAAGGCCGUUCACAUCGUGCCCGAUCUGCCCAAGACCCGCUCCGGCAAGAUUAUGCGCAGAAUUCUCCGCAAGAUCUUGGCUGGUGAGGAGGAUCAGCUUGGUGAUGUUACGACUCUUUCGGAUCCUUCCAUUGUUGAAAAGAUUAUCAACAUUGUCCACGAGGAAAAGAGAAAGAAGUAA
Colletotrichum lupini is the source of this 3171-nucleotide messenger RNA. RefSeq names its product acetate-CoA ligase. Bases 1 to 3171 code for a protein of 1056 amino acids. Gene Ontology annotation, cellular component: cytosol. The transcript has 10 exons. Gene Ontology annotation, molecular function: acetyl-CoA synthetase activity; AMP binding. The record is from RefSeq and is a predicted model, not a curated record. Lineage: Eukaryota; Fungi; Ascomycota; Sordariomycetes; Glomerellales; Glomerellaceae.